GAGAUGGUAUUCAGUCUUUUGUUCAGCCAGCAGAUACCAACCAUGUUUAUUUUGGACUUCACAGUUGAGUUCCUACAGUUCGUCUGGUUCUACCUCGUCACAGUACUCUGGGAGUGCAUCUACCUGGUGUUCCGGAACAGACCCAGGAAGGACAUUGUUAACUCCCACAUUCUUAUCACUGGGGCUGGAAGUGGGAUGGGCAAGUUGUUAGCUGCUAACUUUGCUAAUAGUGGUAAUAUUCUGCACCUAGUAGAUAUCAAUGCUGAGACCAACGAAGAGAAUAUAAAGGAUCUAGCGGACAAUGAUUGCACUGUUCACACUUAUUACUGUGAUGUUUCUAAGCUAGACUCCAUCUUGGAGAUGCACGAAAACGUGAUGAAAAACUGUCCAAAAUUGGAUUAUCUUUUCAACAACGCCGGUAUUGUUAUUGGGAAGCUAUUCCCACAUACCUCUUUCAAAGAAAUGGACCUAACAAUGAACGUGAACAUCAUGGGAGUAAUGCACAUCACCAAGGUGUUUCUAGACGACAUGAUCGAUAAAGGGGGCCACCUGAUCUUCAUCUCUUCAGUAGCCGGUCAGUGCGGAGCCCCCUUCAUGACUGAUUACUGCGCAUCAAAACACGCAGUAACCGGCUUUAGUAGGACCCUUCUCUACGAUCUAGAGUACAUGGGGAUCAAACACGUCAAGAUCACCACAAUCUUCCCGCAUUUCACUGACACUGGUCUUGUAAGAGGGGCUACAGUCAAGCUGCCAGCACUGUUCCCGUUACUGGAUCCUGUAUGGGUAGUGGAUCAGAUGGUGACCGCUACCAGGGAGGAGAGAAACGAGGUGAUCUUACCACGUGCCACCAACUACGUGAUUCUCUACAUGUAUCUGAUGCCUUGCGAGGUGUUCAGACGUUUCUGUAAGUGGUUAGGUAACGAUCUGAUGAAAACUUUCCGACAAACCAGAGAAUACUAGGCUGGAGGGUGGAAUGUUAAAUGAGGAUGAUAUGAGUAGACAUUCUGUUGAGGAAUUCUCACAGUUACGGAUUGAAGCUGAUAUUUCACAGUUCUAAAUGUGGAAACUGUUCACGAUUAGAGAUAAUGAGUGCAUUAAUAUUGAAAUUUUGUAAUUUAGUGAAUUAGUCAGUAAAACCUCGAUUUACCGCAAACCCCGAUUUACCGCAAACCCCGAUUUACCGUGAAGUGCGAACCCCAAUUUACCGUGAACCCAAACUUACCGUGAACCCCGAUUUACCGUGAACCCCAAUUUACCGCAAACCUCGAUUUACCGCAGUUGUUUCCCACAACUUAUGAUUGGACAUGACUAUAAUCAGUAAUAACUAAUAAGGAUAUUUGAUUUUUAAUUGCGCAUGAUUGUAACGUUAAUUGUUUUAUCGUGUUGUAUAAUAUAACAAAUCAACGGUUUUGUAGAAAUAUGAUCGAAACUUCUUAUAGUUUUCAAUACUUUUAUGGAAUUUUGUUGUGCCACCAAAAUUUUAAAAAGGCGGUGUUUAAAUAUUUAUGAAAUAAGGAUGUUCGGUUCAAUUUAUUUUA
Messenger RNA from Bolinopsis microptera, 1538 nucleotides. Its product is annotated as epidermal retinol dehydrogenase 2-like. Lineage: Eukaryota; Metazoa; Ctenophora; Tentaculata; Lobata; Bolinopsidae. The coding region runs from base 4 to 960 and encodes 318 amino acids. The record is from RefSeq and is a predicted model, not a curated record. The transcript has 2 exons. Gene Ontology annotation, molecular function: oxidoreductase activity, acting on the CH-OH group of donors, NAD or NADP as acceptor.